Molecule: messenger RNA, 1611 nt
Organism: Dermatophagoides farinae (American house dust mite)
Lineage: Eukaryota; Metazoa; Arthropoda; Arachnida; Sarcoptiformes; Pyroglyphidae
Gene: eEF1gamma
Product: elongation factor 1-gamma
Biological process (GO): translational elongation
Cellular component (GO): nucleus; membrane; cytoplasm
Molecular function (GO): translation elongation factor activity; ligand-gated monoatomic ion channel activity
Source: RefSeq, a predicted model, not a curated record
AACGUGUCUGAAAAACGCUGUAUUUAAUGUACGUGAGUGUCUGUAUCUCUCUUCUCAUUCAGCUAGACAAUCACGUUGUUCGUAUUAUCAUCAUUGAUCGUUUGAAUUUGUAAGCCGGUUUCCGUCGUGGAUUUUUAUAGAAAACCAAAAAUACUUGCUUCAAACAUUUUCAACCAUUGUCUUCCUAACGAUUUAUUCUUACCUUCUUUUCUUUUUGUGAAAAAGACAUUUUCGAUUAUUAUUAUGACUAAAUUAUACAGCAACGAAGACAAUUACCGCACAUACAAGGCAUUGAUUGCCAGUAAAUAUAGUGGUAAAUCUGUUUCGGUUGUGCCAACCGAACUUGGUAAAUCAUGUCCAAAGAAAUUUUUUGGUCAGAUUCCAGCAUUGGAAUCAUCCAAUGUGAAUCUUUUCGAAAGUAAUGGCAUUGCUUAUUAUCUUUCGAAUGCUCAACUACGUGGUGGCAACGAUGAAUCAUUACAAUCUCAAGUGCUGCAAUGGGUUAGCUAUGCUUCGGCCGAUUUAUGGCCAGCUGUUUUUGCUUGGGUAUUACCCGCAACUGGCUGUUCCAGUGUUAAACACACAAUGGAACCAGCAAAAAAUCAAGUGAAAAGUUCAUUAACAUUGUUGAAUGAUUACUUGUUGACUCGUACCUAUUUGGUUGGCGAACGUAUUACUUUGGCUGAUAUUUGUAUGGCUGUAACAUUGUUACCAUUGUAUCAACAUGUAUUGGAGCCAUCAAUUCGUGAUCAAUAUGGAAAUGUCAACCGAUAUUUCAUGACAUUGACCCAUCAAAAACAAUUUUCAGAUGUCAUUGGAAAAGUUGAAUUGUGUACUACUGUCAAACAGGCUGCACAACAUGCUGAAACCAAAACGAAGAAAAAAGAGAAAAAAGAAACAAAGAAAGAAGUACCUGCUGAAGAUGAUGCUGGUGAUGACCUGAUGCCAGCAAUGCCAAAACCAAAAGAUCCAUUCGAAAAAUUUCCAAAGGGUAAAUUCGAUAUGGAUGAUUUCAAACGUUUUUAUUCAAAUAAUCCUGAAGAUAAGUCGAUUCCAUAUUUUUGGGAAAAAUUGGACAAAGAAAACUACUCAAUCUGGUACUGUGAAUACAAAUAUCCAGAAGAGUUGACACAAGUUUUCAUGAGCUGUAACCUUAUUUCCGGUAUGUUUCAACGUUUGGAUCGUAUGCGUAAGAAUGCCUUUGCCAGUAUGAUUCUGUUUGGUGAGGAUCAUAAAAGUACAAUUUCGGGUAUAUGGGUUUGGCGUGGACACGAGCUGGCAUUUCCUCUGAGUGAUGAUUGGACUAUCGAUUAUGAAUCGUAUGAAUGGAAAAAAUUGAAUGCCGAUGAUGAAAAAACUAAAUUGUUGGUUAAAGAAUAUUUCAGCUGGGAAGGAGAAUUCGAUGGUAAAAAAUUCAAUCAAGGCAAAAUUUUCAAAUAAACUCAGCAGCAGUCAACAACCCAAAACAUAGGGUGGAUAUAAAAAAAGGGUUUUGAAAAAUUUUAAAAUAUUUCUGAAAUUAUUAUUUUUAAUUAAAAUCUUUCUUGGCCAAAAUAUAAUAUCAAUAUAUAUGGAUUGAAAAUAACAAGUGAUGGUUUCGUUUGCCUAUUA